GUGAAAUGUUGAUUAUAGCGUUAAUUGGUAUUAUUCUCGGGCUGCUAUAUUACGCAGCCCGUAAUCGGUACACUUACUGGGUUCGUCGUGGAAUCCCGCACGAUGAGCCAACGUUUCUCAAGGGCAACAUGGGAGACUGGCCAUCGAAACGUCAGUUUAGUGUGAUCUUCAAAGAUUAUUAUUUGAAGUACAAGAAUAGCGGCAGUCCAUUCGCUGGCCUCUAUUUCUUUUUUACGAAGACUGUUGUCGUCACCGAUCUGGAACUAACCAAAUGCGUGUUAAUCAAAGACUUUAAUAACUUUGAGAAUCGCGGCAUAUUCUACAAUGAAGAAGACGAUCCCCUGUCGGCAACUUUAGUCACCAUUGAAGGUCAAAAAUGGCGUCAUCUGCGGCACAAGCUUUCACCCACCUUCACAUCGGGUAAGAUAAAGCACAUGUUGCCCAUUGUGUUGAAAGUGGCCGAAGAAAUGUCCAAGGUAUUCAACGAGAAGUUGCCAUCAGCCAAGGAGUUGGAAAUCACCGAUUUGGUCGGUCGCUACACUGCCGAUGUAAUUGGCACUUGUGCCUUUGGUCUCAAUUGCAAUAGCCAACGUGGUGCGAAUGCAGGUUUCGUAGAGAUGGGCAAACGUGCGGUGACUGAGACUCGCUAUUAUGGUCUCUUGGAUUUCUUUAUAUUCGGAUUUCCGAAAUUGUCGCGUCGCCUCCAUCUGAAGGUCACACCCGAAGACGUUAACGAUUUCUAUACUCGCAUUGUCAGAGAAACAAUUGACUAUCGCUUGAAGUCGAAGGAGAAACGCAAUGAUUUCAUGGACAUGCUCAUCGAAAUGUAUCAAAAGCAUCAGGUGGGAAAUACUGAGAAUGGUCUGUCGUUUGAAGAAUUAGCUGCCCAGGCUUUCAUAUUCUUCGUUGCCGGGUUUGAGACGAGCUCCACAACUAUGGGCUUUGCCCUCUACGAACUAGCACAACAUCAGGAUAUACAGGACAAGCUUAGAGCGCAAAUCAAAGAAGUACUGGCUAAACAUAAUAAUGAAUUCAGCUAUGAUAAUAUUAAAGAAAUGGAACUCUUAGAGCAGGUCGUUAUGGAAACCCUGCGCAAGUAUCCCGUGUUGGCUCAUCUAACGAGAAAGGCCAACUCGGACUAUUCACCUGAUGAUCCCAAAUAUUACAUUGAAAAAGACAGUUUUGUGAUUAUUCCUGCCCUGGGCAUACACUAUGAUCCCGACAUCUAUCCGGAACCAGAGAAGUUCAAGCCAGAACGCUUCACGGAAUCUGCGAUCCAGGCACGACCAUCUUGCACUUGGCUGCCCUUUGGCGAUGGUCCUCGGAACUGUAUUGGCUCGCGCUUUGGCCUAAUGCAGACUUGUGUAGGUCUGGGCCAUCUGAUUAAGGACUUUAAGUUUUCUGUUUCACCAACCACACAAGUACCUAUUAAAUUUGUAAAGAAGAACUUAUUGUUAUCUGCUGAAAAUGGCAUUCAUCUUAAGGUCGAAAAGAUAUAAUUAACAUUUUCAUUUGUUAAAAAAAAAAACUUGACUUUUA
Drosophila albomicans is the source of this 1539-nucleotide messenger RNA. RefSeq names its product probable cytochrome P450 6a23. The record is from RefSeq and is a predicted model, not a curated record. Gene Ontology annotation, molecular function: heme binding; monooxygenase activity; oxidoreductase activity, acting on paired donors, with incorporation or reduction of molecular oxygen. NCBI's taxonomy places the organism in Eukaryota, Metazoa, Arthropoda, Insecta, Diptera, Drosophilidae. Bases 6 to 1499 code for a protein of 497 amino acids. The transcript is spliced from 3 exons.